UAUUUUAUUUGUAAAAUCUUACUUACAAAAACGUCAAGGUAAGUAAAAAAAAAAAAAAAGAAGAAGACAAAUAGUCAUUUUUGAGGAAGAUAUAAUAAAUCUGAGAGGCGCUUCGGUUGCCUUAGUAACCAGGAACGUCAUUAUGUGUAAAAGAGAAGAGCUGUAGUUUUGCCGUAGUUAUAAUCCUCAUAGACAGAGAAGGCUUGAGCCAUGGAUAACUGUGAUUUGGAGAAGCUCACUAUCUCUGCUGGGAAGCUCCAGCCAGCCUUCUCACCACAAGUUACAGACUACAAAGUGACAGUGGAGAGCAGUGUCGACAAAGUGACUCUGGGCCUGAGCACCAGUGAUUGUGGAGCAUCAUACAGCAUUCUGACUGGUGAUCGUUCCAGCACUGUUACACUGAAGGAGGGGAUAAACAGAGUGGAAAUUGAAGUGGUGUCUGAAGAUGGGACAGUGAAGAAAUACAGUGUGGACAUCACUAAGCUGUCAGCAAAGGUCGCAGAGCUCAGUGAUCUGUCUCUGGAAGGGGAUAUUCCACUUCACCCAGCUUUUGCUGCCAAAGUCCAUGAAUACAGCAGUUUUGUCCCAUUUCACUGUAAUUUAGUGACAGUUCAAACCAAGGUUCCAGACAGCCUCAUUAAAGUUGCAGUAAAUGGUCAAAGCGACUCUCAAACUGUCUCACUACAUUUUGGAGACACCUUGGUGGAGAUCUCUGUCUGCUCAGCAGAUGGCAGUGUUACGCAGGUGUACACAGUGUGUGUGACGCGGGAGCUGAUUCCCGUGGCUGUGACCUUCUCGGAGGGGAAACAUCAAGUGGAAUAUGAAUGCCCCGUGUCUCUCAGCGCUCUGUACAGAGCUGUGUCUGUCCACCAGAGUGACCCGAAGAGCAUCUUCUCAAGACCUUACAUCGAGAUGCUGGCCCGACGGUCAAAGGUUGACCCGUUUACUGGUUCUGUUCUGGGAGAAGGCUGGAAGGUCUCUGAACUGGACGUUGACAAAACGAUGUCAGCAGCUCCGGUCCACUGCUUCUUUCGUUACCGAGGAUGUGACAGCGUGAUGCAGCUAUCAGAGCUCGGGUUGCACGCCCUGGACUGUCCACACAAACCCACCGGGGAGCUGGAUGCAAAGGAUGUCAUAGAGAGCCGGUGGUAUAAGGAGUACUUUGCCACAUCUGCAGGUCUGGAGAUAGAGACAAAGCAUGUUUGUACGGUGCGUAACUGGGAGAAAAAACUCCAAAUGACACAAGAGGAGAACACUGUGGAUAACCUGUGUGCUCUGGCUGAGGAGCAUCUGAAACUCCACAGGGAACACCUACCGAAACCAGGCGAGCGUUUGAGGAGUGAGAACGUGGACGCUCUGCUGCACCGCCUGGAUGAGGCGGCUGCUCUUUAUGCAUCAGCAAUCGCCCUCAGUCCCAAAAAUGCCAAAGUCCACUUUCUGCUGGGUCUCGUUUUGGAGGAGCACCACAACACCACCCAGGUUUACGGCUCUCCGAAAAAGGCUGAUAAGGACAAAGAGGACAUAAGUGAGGCCAAGUCUUCGGCCCAUCAGGACGACAUCCUGGCUGUGUGUAAGCUGCAUGGCUUCCACGGCAUGCCCUCCGUGGAGAACCAGCUGCAGGCCCUGGAUAAGGAGUAUCACCAGCUGAAAGAUCAGGGACAGUUCAGCAAGUCAGACUAUGUGCAGACCCUUUACCUCUGGCUGUCCAAGCAUGCUGCAAAGGAUCGCAACAUAGUGAUGCAAGACGAGGAGAGCCACAUGUAUCGAUCCCUCCUGAAGUACCUGGACGCUUGGUCCCUGAGCCCGGACAGCUGGGAGUUCAGCCUCCACAUAGGGAGACUCCUGCUGCUGCAGGGGAGAAGCAAGGAAGCUCUGCAGCACGUUCAGACCGGGCUGGCGCUGCGCCCGCUGGACCCCGCACUCAGAUUCUUUACAGGCCUGGCUCUGUUGCAGCAGGAGCAGAAAGCCUGUGAGGCCACGGAGAAGGAGGCUGCACUGUUCUUACAUCAGGGACUGGAGCACUUUGUCAGCCAACGCUGUAGCGCGAGUCAGGAGGACCAGGAUCCAUUCGACCCUCUGUCCAGCCUGAAUCCACAGUUUCUCCGAGGGCUUCUCACCCUGGGGCAGCUGCAGCAGAAGGCCAUGUUGUCUGAGAAGUCCAUGACUCCUGAGCAGGUGUAUCACAUCGUGGCGGCGCUGGCUGCCCGGAGCGUGAGUCAGUUUGUGUGUCACAGCGAGGCGAGCAGGCAGCUGGAGUGGGUGCUGCUGGAUGCUCACUUCGCCCUGCUGCAGAGACUCAUCCAGCAGGGCGAGCAGCAGGCGCAGGCGGUCGUCGACAUGCAGGCCCUGGUGGCGAAGAGGUGCCAGGCCCUCACCGCUCUCAUCCGCCUGACAACCAUCUCUCCUUGCCAAGAGCUGCUGGACAUGCAAGAGAGAACGUGCCAGCUGGCGGUGGUUACGUCUCCGCGGGACAGCCGAGCUCUGUGUCACCUCGGAGUGGCCCAGCUGGCUCAGUACGAUAGCAACCCGAACUCAGACAGGUCAAAUGAGGUCCUGAGCGACGCCUGCCUCAGCUUCCAGGCCAGCAUCGAGCUGGAAGACAAACCUCAGAGUGGAGAUCCACCUGAACCGCUGGGCAAACAGAAGUGGUGGCAGCAGCACCUGGAGGUUAAAAACAAGAAGGCAGCCGCGCAGGCCAGCCCUCAACCAACCCAAGCUCCACUUUGCAAGACUGUCCCAAUCAGGGACGCCAAGCUGGGCAGAGGAGGUCCGAUUCAGGGUCGGGCCCCUGGGUCCAGACCUCCUCCAGUUGCCCCUGCGGCCCCCGUCAGAGGAGGGAAGGUGCUUCAACCUCCAGCUAGAAUUCCUCCAGUCAAGGGGAGACCUGGUGCAGCUAUUAAACCAGAUACAGCAGCUAAACCUGGCAGCGACGAUACUAAAGCCAAGCUCCCUGCUAGCAAGCCUGAACAGGAUUCUGGUCCCGAGACUGUUGAGACUACAGAGGUCCCUCCAGUAGAAAACACAGCCAGCGCGUCGGGCCCAUUGAACCCCAGGUCUCAUGUAUCACGGCUCGGUCUGGCUCGGGCCUUCUCACGCUCUGCAGACACCCAGGAUCAGGCGAAGCACUUCUACGGAGAGGUCAUCGCCAUGGCGCCGGGGAUCCACGAAGCGUACAUCGAGCUCGUGAAGCUGGUGGAGCCCUCGGACCCGGAGGGUGCGCUGGACGUGUACUGCGGGUUCCCUCUGAAGGACGUGGCCGAGCAGAGCUUCGACGACGCCUUCAUCACCGGGGAGAUCGUCCGCCUGCUGAUGUCACAGCAGCUGUUCGACCACCCGCAGCUAGGCCCCAGCCUCGUUGCAUACGGCAAAGUCAUGGGGCUAAGCGUCAUAGAGAAGUACAUCGACAUUCUGGACGAAAAGUCAAAGACGUCGCUGCUGAAGAGCGUCUACGCGAAAAUCAACAACCGACAGGAGGACGACCCGGACCUGCAGGACUUCUUCAGAUUCAAAUGCUGGAUCUGACCAGCGUGUCCCUUUCCCUCUCAGGCUGUCUUGUUCUUUUUGUGUUUAUGAAGACAUUUUUAUUGAA
Molecule: messenger RNA, 3589 nt
Organism: Gambusia affinis (western mosquitofish)
Lineage: Eukaryota; Metazoa; Chordata; Actinopteri; Cyprinodontiformes; Poeciliidae
Exons: 20
Coding region: 211-3522 (1103 amino acids)
Biological process (GO): protein polyubiquitination; ubiquitin-dependent protein catabolic process
Molecular function (GO): ubiquitin protein ligase activity; protein binding
Source: RefSeq, a predicted model, not a curated record